Molecule: messenger RNA, 831 nt
Organism: Trametes versicolor FP-101664 SS1
Lineage: Eukaryota; Fungi; Basidiomycota; Agaricomycetes; Polyporales; Polyporaceae
Exons: 2
Coding region: 1-831 (276 amino acids)
Source: RefSeq, a predicted model, not a curated record
AUGUUCUCUUUUCCCGUACCUCCCCCGGAAUCCUCGGCAGCGGCAGACACCACGGGGAGUGCUUGCCCAGUGGUACAGCUGUUUGACUCCCCCGAAGACGUUCGACAUAUCCUGCGUUUCUACAUGCCCAGAGACGACCCAAGCCCGUUUUCCACCAACGAGAUAUCCUUCCACAUGAUCUCGGCGGCCGUCCGUCUCGGGCAGAAAUACCAGAUGUCGAAGCUGUACCAGCACGCGAUCGACUACCUGAAGGAUUACUUCACGGAGCACCUAGACGUGUGGGAGGCGCACACGGACGAUGGGCGACUGCCUCCCGGCUUCUCGGACGUUCAUGCCAUCGGCGUCGUGAACCUCGCGCGCCUGACCGGCGAGCACACCCUGCUCCCCACCGCGCUCCUCAGCUGCUGCAUGCUGGGUAAAGCGAUCGUCCAUGGGUUCGCGCGCGAAGACGGCACGCGCGAGCAGCUCGCGCUCGCGGACGUCGGGCUGUGCUUCGCCGCCAAGGGCCGCCUCAUCGAGGAGUCCGUGCGCAUCGCGCUCGCGGUGUUCCUCCCGACUGUUGCGAAGAUGUGCGCGAGCGUGUCCGAGUGCGUGCGCGGGUUCCGCAAGAUCCAUGUGGAGCUCAAGGACCGGGCGCGUUAUAUUGCCACUGCGGACCCGUUUGUGCCGUAUCAUAGCAUGUUCGGGGAGGAGCUGCUGUGCAAGCACUGCAGGGCGAUGGUGAAGGAGCGCGACCUGUGGGAGCGGUCUUCGACGUGGAGCCGGCUGUCGGAGAUACUGGGUAUUGAGUCGACGGCCUCUGACGGGGCAGGAACGGGCGACGACGCAUGA